UAUCCCGCCGGAUCCCGCAUCCCGAUAUAGGCUGUCUGACCGAUGGAUAAACGUUAGGUCACUAGAUAGACGGACAAGAUGACAACUAGCAAAGAAGAUCCAGGGCCAUGAUGUCUCCCAUUUAUAGUACUUAGCCCUGUCCAACAACACAGCUGCAGAUUCCUUGACCGAUAAAGAGGGAAGGGUAAACUUAAACGGUAUCUGCCUGUCUUCUCUUCUGCCUUCUUCAUCUCUGUGUCUGUUCUGGGAUUACGUUCUGGGGAUCAGAUUCAAAGACAAAUAUGGGUUCGCUUGAGGAUGAGAGAUCGCCUUUGGAAGAUGGGCUUCUUCAGGUUCUUCGGAUUUUCCACUUUUGAUUUUAAUUUUUCCUUUUCAGAUUAGUGGGUAUCGCGGAAUUUAUCCAUUCACUAUUCCAUGCAAUAGUGUGAUAAUUUGCUCUGGAGGCUGCAGCCAGGGUAAUUUUCUUCAUUGCUGACUGACGGUCAUAAGUUUUAGCUGUAUUCUUUGUCCAGAUUCCUGCAAUUUAGUAUUCAAAACAGCUUUGGUAUGUGAUUGAAUUUUCUUCAAUGUUUGUAUGUGAAAGCAAAUAUGACUUGAGUGAAGGCAGUGGAGUGUACACUGGAGAUGGCUCAGUUGAUAUUAAAGGGAAGCCUGUCCUCAAAGAGAAUACUGGAAAUUGGAAAGCCUGCCCUUUCAUUUUGGGUACCGAAUGCUGUGAACGUUUGGCAUACUAUGGCAUUGCCACUAAUCUUGUAACUUACCUGACAAGCAAACUACAUGAAGGAAAUGUAGCUGCUGCUAGAAAUGUCACCACAUGGCAAGGCACUUGUUAUCUUACCCCUCUUAUUGGAGCAGUCUUAGCAGAUGCUUAUUGGGGAAGAUAUUGGACAAUUGCUGUUUUCUCCCCUAUUUACUUCAUAGUAAGUACUUACUCUAGUUAUUUCUUUUAAUUACUAAAGUUAUUUCUUUUGGUUACCAAGUGAUUUCAUUACACAGUUAUUUGACCACUGUAAUUCUCAUGCAUGAUGACAAUGCCUGAAUCAGCAAUGAAAUUGUUCAUCUUUG
Molecule: messenger RNA, 1065 nt
Organism: Rubroshorea leprosula
Lineage: Eukaryota; Viridiplantae; Streptophyta; Magnoliopsida; Malvales; Dipterocarpaceae
Source: the annotation of a GenBank genome assembly